Lotus japonicus is the source of this 2613-nucleotide messenger RNA. RefSeq names its product transcription factor IIIB 60 kDa subunit. The record is from RefSeq and is a predicted model, not a curated record. Gene Ontology annotation, cellular component: transcription factor TFIIIB complex; nucleus; transcription preinitiation complex. The transcript is spliced from 19 exons. The coding region runs from base 220 to 2067 and encodes 615 amino acids. Gene Ontology annotation, biological process: transcription by RNA polymerase III; DNA-templated transcription initiation; transcription preinitiation complex assembly. Gene Ontology annotation, molecular function: RNA polymerase III general transcription initiation factor activity; TBP-class protein binding; RNA polymerase III type 3 promoter sequence-specific DNA binding. NCBI's taxonomy places the organism in Eukaryota, Viridiplantae, Streptophyta, Magnoliopsida, Fabales, Fabaceae.
GUUCCAUUAUGUUCCAUCAAUCCAAACAUACCCAUAAGUUCACGACUCCAACUUCCCUCAAUCGCCGAGAGGGACGCUCAUAACUUCACGCAGAAACGUCAUUUACCGCUUCCCACUUUCUCUUCUCUCUCUCUCGCCAGACCCAAAACCCCGUUUUAUCGAUUUCGGGUACUUAAUCAGCAUCUCAGUGUAGCCGAUAGUGUUAAUUGACAAAAAAGAAUGGUGUUUUGUGAUCACUGUGCGAAAAACGUUCCCGGAGUGCGAGUCUCUGAUGGUCCCCUAUGUUGUAACGAAUGUGGGAAGGUACUGGAGGAAUUCUAUUUCUCUGAGGAACCUACCUUUGAAAAGACUUCGGACGGGCAGAGCAAAUUAUCAGGCCGUUAUGUAAGAACAAUCCAAAGUGAGUACUCUGCCUCACGUCAAAGGACUUUAGACAGAGCUUACGAUGAGAUCAAAUAUCUGAGUUACAACCUUGGAGUGGAUGAUGAUAAUGUGGCCAACCAAGCUUUGGCCUUCUAUAGAAUAGGACUUGAGAAAAAUUUCACCAAAGGACGUAAAUCAGAACAAGUACAGGCAGCUUGCCUCUAUAUUGCGUUCCGGGAAAAUAAUAAGCCAUACCUUCUUAUUGAUUUUUCAAAUUAUUUGAGGACAAAUGUUUAUGUCCUAGGUGCAGUUUUUUUGCAGCUUUGUAAAUUAUUAAGGCUUGAAGAGCACCCAAUUGUUCAAAAGCCUGUGGAUCCCAGUCUUUUUAUUUAUAAAUAUACGAUUAGUUUGUUGAACCAUAGGAAUAUUCAUGUCUCUGAAACUGCACUCAAUAUUAUUGCCAGCAUGAAACGUGACUGGAUGCAGACAGGGAGGAAGCCAAGCGGAUUAUGUGGUGCAGCAUUGUACGUGUCUGCUCUUGCACAUGGUUGUAAAAAAUCUAAGUCAGAGAUUCAAAGAAUUGUCCAUGUAUGUGAAGCAACAUUGACUAAGCGGUUGGUAGAAUUUGAAAAUACAGAAUCUGCGAGCUUGACAAUUGAGGAGUUGAAUACGAUGGCAAAGGAGCUCGAAAAAAAUCCUAUUCAAAUACCAAAUGGUAAACUGAGCAAAUGUACUUCAAAGGAUCUACUAUGUGAACACAAGGCUAGUGAUGCGGCCUAUUUUGCUCUUGGGUUAUGUGAAACAUGUUACAAGGAUUUUGAUAAACUCUCUGGUGGACUUAGUGGUGGUUUGGAUCCUCCUGCAUUCCAGCGUUCUGAGAGGGAGAGAGUAGCAAAAUUACAUUCUGAGGAAAGCGCGAAUAAAUCUGAUGAUUUGGUGAGAGCAACAAAUGGUGCAUGUGAGAGCCGACAAGACAAAAUACAUGUCUCUCAGCCUGAAAGUAUUGGGGCUAAUGAACAAUUGGCCACUGAAAAUGGUGAGCAUGAUGAGUCACAUAGAGAAGAUGAUAUGAAUGCGAAAACUGCCGAUGAAUCAGAAAGUCUUUCAGAUAUUGAUGAUCUGGAGGUCGAUGGCUACCUUCACAGUGAGCAGGAAAAGCAUUUUAAGAAAAUUAUUUGGGAAAAGAUGAAUCGAGAAUAUCUAGAGGAACAAGCAGCAAAGGAAGCAGCUGCAGCAGCUGCUAAGAAAGCUUUUGAGGCGAAUUUCAAAAACUGUUCUGAGGAUUUGCUUGCAGCGAGAGAGUUUGCUGCAUCUACUGCUGCAUCUGUGGCAAAAUCGAGAAAGGAAAUGAAACAGAAACGAGCCGAAGAGGCAAAAAACUUGGGUCCUCCUCAAUCUGCGGCAGAGGCCGCUAAGCAAAUGUUGAGAACAAAGAGGCUCAGUUCCAAAGUCAAUUAUGAUCGUGUGCAAUCAUUAUUUGAUGAACCUGUGGCUCCAGAGAAUCCCAAGAAAGUACGAUUUGAGAUACCCUCUGAUAAUCAUGAUUACUUGAAGUCGAAGUUUGAGGACAAGAUUCAAGAUGAUGAACUGGGAUCAGUGGACGGGUUUGAGGAUGGCGAUAUGCACGAUAUGCACGAAGAUUAUUAUGGAAAUGCCGACGAGGCAUAUGACUAUGAGGAUGAUGGGUACAACUUUGAUUAUUAGUUAAUGAUUCCUUGAGGCUCUUUCUACUUUAAUGAUUUGUGACUCUCGAAUCCCAUUUUCAUCAUGGCUAGCUGGCACGAGAAAUCUUUUGGAUUCUGACUAUCUGAGAGUCAACCUAGAAACUAGAAUCACUAUUAGUUUUACAUCCUCUGUCCUUGAGUCCUUUCACCACUCUGCAUUAGAAUUUCCUUUUCGUCCAAUCAAUUGUCACACCCUUAAUUCCAUGCGUCUUGAGAGCUUUGGAGUUAGUUACAAUUGCUUCUCAUCAUGUAGUUAUUUACCAAACUUGUUAGUCAAACUUACCAUCUGGUGAAAUUUUGGAGUUUAGUUUGUCUAUGGAAUUCCUAAGAUUUUGGUCUUCUCUUUUUUCUUUUACUCAUUCCCCUCCUUUUUUCAAAUAUUUGGCUCCCGAUUUUAUGGUGGAUGCUAGAGGUCAUUUGAUAAUAGAUUAUAGUUUGUAUAACAUUGUAUUUUCUGGGGAUACAUUUUAUAACUGAGUAUGCCUAUAUAGUAAAAUGAUUACGUUAUAUUUAUUUUGGACCCCAA